Zeugodacus cucurbitae (melon fly) is the source of this 3071-nucleotide messenger RNA. RefSeq names its product homocysteine-responsive endoplasmic reticulum-resident ubiquitin-like domain member 2 protein (gene Herp). Lineage: Eukaryota; Metazoa; Arthropoda; Insecta; Diptera; Tephritidae. The record is from RefSeq and is a predicted model, not a curated record. Gene Ontology annotation, molecular function: protein binding. The transcript has 4 exons. Gene Ontology annotation, biological process: endoplasmic reticulum unfolded protein response. The coding region runs from base 768 to 2447 and encodes 559 amino acids.
UGUUCGUCGGUUCCUAAAAGUAUUCGGUAAAAACAAUUUAUACUUCGUUAAAAGCUUUUCGGAAAUUUUUACAAUUAAACAGUGUUGCUACUUUUUAUUUGCACAUCACAACAGUGCUGCUUGAAUUGAAAGCGCGAGAGAAGUACAAACGAAUAAAGCGAGUAGAGGAAGCAAAACUGCCAAUAGCGAAGAAAUUGUGUAAAAAAUCGAAUUUUCUUUGUGAUUCGCUAACAUUUUUAUGGAAAAUCUGACAAAAUUUUUAAGUUAAAUUGUUAUUACAAUCAGUACGUGUAAAAACCGAAAAUAUUUGAAAUCAGAACGCAAAAUCGUGCAGAAAAGUUAGUGACGCGAAGCCGAGCAAUUGAAAUUUCAAUACGCAAACGAAAAACAAGCAGAAGCAAAAAAUUACUAUUUAGAAACUGGGGAAGGAGGCAACAGCGUAAGGUGGCACACAUGUUCGUAGUGUGAAGCAGAUAAAUUAAAUAAUAUUAAUACUAAAAAUAGAUGAGAGGCGCUUAUAAACAUCAGUAACGGAAGAUUGUUCAACUGAAGCAGUUGUUAAAUUUUUGCCAAAAACGUUGUGAAGAGAGCAAACUGAAUUUCUCUGCGAAAGCUAAUUAAUAUUGGGUGGAAAUAAAAAACAACGAACACAAUCAAAGCAUUGGCAUCAAUUAGCUCACAGUCUUCAUUUGACUUGGUUUUUUUUUGUUUUCUACGUGGUUGCAAAUUAUUUAAUAUAACAACAAUUGCGAUUGCAAAUUUGAAAUAUGAACGAAACAGCUGCAGCGACAACUUCGUCCACAACGCCCUCUGCAGCAGCGGUUGCAGAUAGUGCCAGUGCGGCAGCGACUACAAAAACUGCAUCCACAAUGAACUCAGCUGGAAGUGUUGCGUCAGCGUCUACUACUACAACAACAACAACAACAACUGCAAAAGCAACAAGUGUUAAAUUAUUAAUUAAAGCCUCAAACCAACAGUAUGAAGAUCAGAUCCUCGAUAUUGACUUGCUAUGGACGGUAAAGCGGUUAAAAACACAUUUGGAAAUGGUAUAUCCGAAUAAACCGCCGGCCGAUGAGCAGAAGCUGAUAUAUUCGGGUCAGCUGUUGAAUGAUAGCUUGCUGUUGAAGGAUGUUAUACGUAGCUACAAAGACGUUUAUACACAUAAUCACAUAAUACAUUUAGUGUGUACACCGAAAAACGCUUUAAAUACGAAUUUUAAACAGAAACCGAAAGUUGUCCCAUCCUCGUCCUCCGCCAACAUGAGUCACAGUGCUAAUACCGGCGAUGGUUUGCGCCAGCGUCACGUUGCUGGAACCGCUGCUACAAACGCUGCACCACAAAUCAGCUAUCAGCAACAGUACUAUCAACAAUACCAACAACAACAACAGCAAAACCUUUUGUUUCCACAAAUGAACCAACCAUUGCAAAAUCUACAGUGUCCCACAUACGAUCCCAACAACUCGCAAAACGUGUUGCCUUUCGCGAUCCCCGGGCAGUUCAAUAUUCAGGCAAUGGCUACGCACCAAGUCGCCAUGUACCACUGGAUGCAGCAAGUGUAUUCACAAUAUAUGGAACAGUAUACACGAAUGGCUAAUACCACCACACCGUCUGCUGGCAUCGCCAAUUUAGCUACGCAAAAUUUAGCCACAGCCACAGCAGCCAAUUUGCCCGCAGUCGGCGUUAGUCCAUUGGGCUUUAAUCCCUUUCUACAACAGAUGCCUUUCAUAGCGCCAAACACAGCGGCGGGUGCAGCUGCUGCAGCCGGCGCUAACAAUCCUGUGAUAUCAGCCGCGACCUUGCUGUCGCAACCGGCUCGCGUGCAGCCAUUGGCGCAAGCUGUGCCCGAAACGGACGGCAACACGGCGGCGCAGGCGGCUGUGGGCGAGCAACCCCAACAGGCGGCGGCACAACCGGAGCGGCAGCAAGCAGUUGCGCCACGCUUUCCCAAUAUCGUGCAGGAGGAGCAAGAGAAUCGUGACUGGUUGGACAGUUUCUUUGCGAUCACACGGCUCGCUAUCUUUUUGACAAUACUGUACUUUAACUCAUCUCCAUUACGCUGCCUGGUGGUUGUCAUUAUUGCUAGUAGUAUUUAUCUCUACCACAUUGGUCUGUUGCGCCCGCGUAACGAGCGUAACAACAACAAUAUCAAUCGCAACAAUAACGCGGCGGAUGCCGACCAAAUACGGCGCGGUGUACGACAAGUACAACAAGCUGCACAGGCCGACGAACGGCGCAAUCCGGACAAUGACGCUGUCGCCGGCGCCGAUGAAGCCGCAGUCGAUAGGCCACAAACUGCCGCCGAGGCAGCGGGCGCGGAAAGUACAGCGCCAGUGGCUGCAGAAGCCAUUGAAAAUAACGACAAUAAUGCCGCAUCUGUGAUUUCGGUUUUGCGCACUUUUGUGGUGACAUUCUUCACUUCGCUGCUGCCCGAACCGCCGACACUUUGAAGGGAGACGCAGAUUGCAAUGCUUUAGAUUGGGAUUUAAUAGGCAGUUUCCUAAAUGUAUAUUCAAAAUAUUUGUAUUAAUCUAACCAAUGUUUGUUUAUCUUCCGAUAACGUUAACACCACCGUCGUUUAUACAUAUAUGCGCCAAUACAAAUGUAUGGAAACCAUGUCCUUUAUAUUAAAUUCGAAAUGUAUGGGACGAGGCAUAUGGAAAUGCUAAUAUGCUUAAAUGCGUGUGUAAUGUAAUUAUUCACUGAUUCUAAAGAAAGCUGAAACUGUUUUUCUCUAUUUAUUAUUAUUAUUUUUGUUUUAAGCAUUUUAAUGUUAGUCUACUAUUGAAAACACCAGUUACAUGCCGCUAAUCACUGAUUUAAGCAUUGGUUGUUUAGUGUGUGUGAUUACUAUAGAUAUUCCAUUGGAGAACGAUUUUGUUUGCUAAAAUUUAUGUCGAAACUACUGAAAUUCGUAGCUUGUAACGUCGCCUCCUUAUUUAGCUGCACCAACACACACGACUAUCUAGAUACUGUUUUAGUACACUUUAACUGAUUUUUGCAAUUGUUGCGUCUGUUGGCGUUUAUUACUUUGUUUAUAGCUUUUAAGUAACAAAUAAACUUACAUAUACUUA